GGUUCUUGCUUCGUCUGCCCAAGAUUAGAGCCUUCUUCCUCCCAUUCCCAUUACCAUCUCUUGCCUUCCAAGUUUAGCUUUUCUGCAUCUGGCAAUUGAUCCGUCUUUCAUUUAUUUAUUUGCGUUCCACUUGUUUUUAUCUCUAACGAUUCCCUGCUCUCCUCUCCUGGAAUUCCCUGCUCCUUCAGUCAGAUAUUUGAGUAAAGUUUUACGAUUCAGAAAAUCGGCAGAAUAACCAGGGAAUUAAGGGACAAUGGGUGCGGAUGAAGUGGGUGGAUCGAUGCGAAACGCGACAUCAACAGCAGCGGUAGAGGCAACCCCGUAUUAUUUUUCAUCAGUUUCAACCAACUAUCCAUUAAUUUCCGCUCUUCUUGCCUUUGCUAUUGCCCAGUCAUCUAAGUUCGCCGCUUCAUGGUAUAAAGAAAAACGAUGGGAUCUCAAGCAACUUGUUGGAUCAGGUGGUAUGCCAUCAUCCCAUUCAGCAACAGUAACUGCACUUGCAGUGGCUAUUGGUCUGCAGGAUGGUUUUGGGGGAUCACUAUUCUCAAUUGCAGUAAUCUUUGCACUUGUGGUGAUGUAUGAUGCAAGUGGAGUAAGGUUGCAUGCCGGACGGCAGGCUGAGGUUUUGAAUCAAAUUUUAUGUGAACUUCCUUCGGAACAUCCUCUUGCUGAGAGCAGACCCUUACGCGAACUUCUUGGUCACACGCCUCCUCAGGUGGUUGUUGGAGCAACCCUGGGACUUUUUUUGGCGGUAGUGGUCGAUUUUGUCCGUGAUUUGUUUAGUGAAACCUGAUGUGGCUCGAAGGCCAUGCAUUGAUUCUGGUACGUCCAUGAAACACACUAUACAGAUCUGGAAUAACCCAAGUGAUUUUCAUCAACCCAUUAGGCUGGAUAAAUUUAAUGGUGUAAUUGAGCGGCAUUAUGAAAUGUAAAUUGCAAAGGUAGCUGCUUGUAGAGUAGAGGCAAAGCUAGCUAGCUAGCUUUCUACAUGAUUAAUUUGGUUGUAUGGAAUCACUAACUAACUAUUCCUGGCUGUGGUAUAGUACAAGUCCUCUAUCAUUUUUAUUGAUAA
Andrographis paniculata is the source of this 1072-nucleotide messenger RNA. RefSeq lists its product as uncharacterized. Bases 254 to 793 code for a protein of 179 amino acids. The record is from RefSeq and is a predicted model, not a curated record. The transcript is spliced from 5 exons. Lineage: Eukaryota; Viridiplantae; Streptophyta; Magnoliopsida; Lamiales; Acanthaceae.